Molecule: messenger RNA, 2726 nt
Organism: Chenopodium quinoa (quinoa)
Lineage: Eukaryota; Viridiplantae; Streptophyta; Magnoliopsida; Caryophyllales; Amaranthaceae
Product: pentatricopeptide repeat-containing protein At3g29290-like
Exons: 6
Coding region: 206-1888 (560 amino acids)
Molecular function (GO): protein binding
Source: RefSeq, a predicted model, not a curated record
AAUAUUCAAGUUCAUCUCCAUAAAGUAGCGGUUUUGAACGGAGAUUAAUUGGAGCGACCUUUUAAAAUUCUACACGGGUCAAGAUAUAGAUAAAAUCAUGACCGUUGAAUUAUGUUGAUGUAACUAACGGUCGCCGUUAAUCUUCCUUCUACGUUAUCUACACCCUUCUCUCUUCUCCAUUGAAGCAGCUUCUGAGGACUGAACUAUGAAGAUGGACCUUUUCUCCCUCGGCCCCGGGCGGCCACCCCUCUUGCCCCGGCUCGGUGACGGACCUGAUACUAUUAAUAAAUUUCAUGGUCUAGGAGCAAGAUUAUGGGGGGUUAGUUUGCUUAAUGAGUCCGAAAGACGGCGAAAGUCUGUCAAUUUUAGGACUAUGGUUGGUAAUAUUGAAAAUAGGUUGGUUUCUCAGCAAGGUGGGAUUCCAUUUAUUGAGGAUGAAGGUGUAGCACAACAAUUGUAUAAUCCAUUGGGUUCGAAAGGGGGUGGGAUGAAGUUAUGCUAUUUAGAGGAAAGGGAUGAAGGGGAAUUGUCUAAACGAAUUUUGGGUCUUAGUCGAACCAAUAAGAGAAAGAGUGCAAUGCAAUUGUUUAGGUCGAUGGAGUUUGCUAGAUUACGGCCUGAUUUACAUGCCUGUAAUUCUUUAUUAGCUUGUCUUUCGAGGAAUAGGAUGUUGGAUGAUAUGCUAAGAGUGUUUGCAUUCAUGAAGCGUGAGAAGAUAAUUUCGGGGCAUUCAUGUAGUUUAGUAUUGAAAGCAGUUGCAAGUUAUCGCGGUAGUGAUAAAGCCUUGCAAAUUUUUAAUGAAUGGGAGAUUGAAAGUGAGAUGAAGCAAUGUUUUGAUGCGAUUGUUUAUAAUACUAUGAUUUCUAUAUGCAGUAAGGAGAACAAUUGGGUUCAAAUGGAGAGGAUAUGGAAUUCUUUGAAGGAAAAUGGGGUUACCGGAACGGAAGUUACUUAUCGUCUACUUGUUUGUACAUUUGUCCGUUGUGGUCAGUAUGAGAUGGCUAUCCAGGCCUAUGCUGAGAUGCUUCAGAAUGGACUAAAUCCUGGCCGUGAUACAAUGCAUGCUGUCAUAGGUGCUUACACCAAAGAAGAGAAAUGGGAUUUAGCUUUAAAUGUGUUCCAAAGUAUGCUAAAUUGUGGCUUGAAGCCAAAUCUAAUUGCUUGUAAUUCUUUAAUAAACUCGCUAGGGAAAGCCGGUAAGCUCAAAGAAGCAUUUGGGGUUUAUAAACAUAUGAAAUCCUUGGGCCAUACACCUGAUUCGUACACAUGGAAUGCCUUGCUAGCUGCUUUCUAUAAGACCAAUCAAUAUGCUUUUGCUCUCCAGUUCUUUGAAAGCAUACAGAAAGAUUGGAGCUUUGAACCAAAUUUACAGCUAUACAACACUGCUUUAAUGUGUUGCCAGAGGCUUGGUUUUUGGGAGAAAGCUCUGCAGUUUCUUUGGAAGAUGGAAAAUUCCGGAAUGUUGGUUUCAACUUCAUCGUACAAUAUAGUUAUUGGUGCUUGUGAGGUUGCUAGAAAACCAAAAGUUGCAUUACAGGUUUAUAAGCACAUGGUUCAGCAGAAGUGUGCCCCAGACACUUUCACUCAUUUGUCUCUAAUCAGAAGCUGCAUUUGGGGAGAUCUAUGGGAUGAAGUAGAGGACAUUUUGAAUCAGGAGUCAUCACUUGAUGUAUCUCUUUAUAAUGCUGCAAUUCAUGGAAUGUGUCUUAGAGGGAGGAUUGAGUCAGCCAAGAGACUAUACUUGAAAUUGCGUGACGUUGGCCUUGUACCUGAUGGAAAAACAAGGGCAUUGAUGCUUCAAUAUCUGCAACGUGUUAACUCGAGGCUGUUGAAAAAGAGCAGGUCGGCAAUACCCGCAAAAAGACAGCGAAGGGGAGGGAGAAGUUAGAAGAAACAAGCCAUGAGAGGCAUCCUGUAAGCCAAUUACAACUGGAAGUUGUAGGAGACUCUGUAACGUGGUGUUCAUGAACUGCAGGGCUUAUACAGACAUGAAUGCAGAAAUCUAUAGUUGGCAAAUGGUGGAUAUGACCAAGGACCUGCUCUGCUUGUUGAUAAACCAACUGUCGUACUUUCUGUAGCCGGAACAUAUUACUUGCAGAAACUGAGAAAAUAAGGAGUCAGGAAGGUCCUUCAUGCAUUCAAAGAACUAGGAUUACAGUAUUGAAAGUCAUAACCGAUGGAUUGGCAGAGUAUUGAUUGGCCAAAAAGACCUAUCAUCUUCAUUUCAUAUGAAGAAGAAGCAAUUGAAACUAUUCUCACUUCCAGAGCUGGCAAGUUUCCAACGUCUUUGACAUUGUUGAUUGGCCAGAAGAAGCAAUUGAAACCUAUUCUCAGUUCCAGAGCUGGCAAGUUUCCAACGUCUUUCCGGUUAAAUAGACAUAAAGAUAGUGUCACCUUCUCAGGAUGAGAGUCAGAACUAAGAUUCAGCCAUCAUGUUGGAUGAAGUCUCUAAGGAAAGUAUGCAUGACAGGAGCAGUGAUUUUAUUGAUGAUGUUGCACCUGCAGAUUAGGAGCCAAAGUUCCAACAUGGAUAAUUAAGGCUCCAUAUGAGUACAUUAAUCAAGCAACAUUCCUAGAUCUUGUAACAGUUGUAAGUAAAGAGUUUGGGAUUUUGGAUCCUCAUCAAUUCUUCAAUGUUCAUGCAAUUGCGUCUGCCUUGGAUGUAGAUCUGAUGAUGCAAAUUGGUGAGUUUACAAUCAAAUAUGUCUCCACUUUGUUGACAUGAA